Messenger RNA from Heterocephalus glaber (naked mole-rat), 966 nucleotides. RefSeq names its product olfactory receptor 7A10. The record is from RefSeq and is a predicted model, not a curated record. Gene Ontology annotation, molecular function: olfactory receptor activity; G protein-coupled receptor activity. Gene Ontology annotation, biological process: G protein-coupled receptor signaling pathway. NCBI's taxonomy places the organism in Eukaryota, Metazoa, Chordata, Mammalia, Rodentia, Bathyergidae. Gene Ontology annotation, cellular component: membrane.
AUGAGGACACAGAACAAGACACAAAUUUCGGCAUUUCUUCUGGGAAUUUCAGAGGACCAUAGAUUACAACCUGUUCUCUUUGGGCUGUUCCUCUCCAUAUACUUGGUCACAGUGCUAGGGAACCUGCUCAUCAUCCUGGCUAUUAUCUCACAUACUCACCUGCAUACACCUAUGUACUUCUUCCUUUCCAAUCUGUCCUUUGUGGACAUCUGUUUCACCUCCACCACUGUACCAAAGAUGCUGGUGAACAUACACUCUCAAAACAAUACCAUAACAUAUAAAGGCUGUAUCACCCAAAUGAAUUUUUUUUUAAUCUUUUCGGUGGUAGACAUAUUUCUGCUGACUGUGAUGGCCUAUGAUCGCUUUGUGGCCAUCUGUCAACCCCUGCAUUACAUGGUCAUUAUGAAUCCCCGGUUCUGCGGAUUGCUGAUUUUGGUGUCCUGGACUGUGAGCAUCCUGCAUGCCUUGGUGCAAAGCUUAAUGGUGUUGUGGCUGGUCUUUUGCAUAGACUUGGAAAUCCCACAUUUUUUCUGUGAACUUAAUCAGGUAGUCCACUGUGCCUGUUCAGACACUUUUCCUAAUGAUAUAGUGAUAUACCUUGCAACUGUCCUAAUUGCCUGCUGUCCCUUUGCUGCCAUCCUAUACUCUUACUCCAAGAUAGUUUCCUCCAUAUGUGCAAUCUCUUCAGCUCAGGGGAGAUAUAAAGCAUUUUCCACCUGUGUCUCUCACCUCUCAGUUGUAUCCUUAUUUUAUGGCACAAGCCUAGGUGUGUACCUUAGUUCUGCUGUCACUGAAAACUCUCACUCAGUUGCAACAGCCUCAGUGAUGUACAGUGUGGUCACACCCAUGCUGAACCCCUUCAUCUACAGUCUGCGGAAUAAAGACAUUAAGAGCUCCCUGAAAAGACUCUUCAGAAGGGUAACUGAAAAUGUGCCCAUUGUCCUGAGACUGAAUAAAAGCCCAUGA